AUGCAGGCACUCGACCUUCGACACGGCGAGAACAGCGCAGACGACCACAGGGACUGGUAUCACAAAAGGAACUUGGCACUGAUCCUCGUCAACGCAAACGCAAACAACGUCAACUUCCCCGGUAGCAACUUCGCCUCUUCGUACUCGCCCAUCCUCCGAGACGCCGCUGUCGCCACUUAG
Bipolaris zeicola 26-R-13 is the source of this 180-nucleotide messenger RNA. RefSeq lists its product as uncharacterized. The record is from RefSeq and is a predicted model, not a curated record. Bases 1 to 180 code for a protein of 59 amino acids. Lineage: Eukaryota; Fungi; Ascomycota; Dothideomycetes; Pleosporales; Pleosporaceae. The transcript is spliced from 2 exons.